Mauremys mutica (yellowpond turtle) is the source of this 3304-nucleotide messenger RNA. RefSeq names its product proprotein convertase subtilisin/kexin type 4 (gene PCSK4). The coding region runs from base 59 to 2446 and encodes 795 amino acids. Gene Ontology annotation, biological process: peptide hormone processing. Gene Ontology annotation, molecular function: serine-type endopeptidase activity. The record is from RefSeq and is a predicted model, not a curated record. Gene Ontology annotation, cellular component: trans-Golgi network; Golgi membrane. Lineage: Eukaryota; Metazoa; Chordata; Testudines; Geoemydidae. The transcript is spliced from 15 exons.
GGCGGCCCCGCGUUUCCCCCUGUGCAGGGGAGCCCGGAUCCGCGCCCUGGGCGGAGCCAUGGCGGGGGCGGCUGCCUGGCUCCGGCUCUUGCUGCUGCUGCUGCUGGCCGGCGCCUCCUGCUGCUUGGGCGGGCUCAGCAUCUACCUGAGCAGCUGGGCGGUGAGGGUGCCCGCGGGGGCCCGGGAGGCGGAGCGCCUGGCCCGCAAGCACGGGCUGCUCUGCCUGGGGCAGAUAAUUGAAGGGGAACACUAUUACCAUUUCAAACACCGAGGCAUGGUGCAGGAAUCCCUGAACAGACACUGGGGCUGGCAUGUGCAUCUGAAACGAGAGCCCAAGGUCCACUGGUUUGAGCAGCAAACGCUGAAGAGGCGUACGAAAAGAACCAUCACUGUCGUGCCAACAGAUCCUUGGUUCCAUAAACAGUGGUACAUGAACAACGACGUCCGUCCAGACCUGAACAUCCUUACGGCUUGGAGCAAGGGGUACACCGGCUUGGGCGUGGUGCUCUCCAUCCUGGAUGACGGACUGGAGAGAGACCACCCCGAUCUGUCUGCUAACUACGAUCCCCUUGCGAGUUAUGACUUCAACAGUAACGAUCCCGACCCACAGCCUCGUUACAACAUCUGGGAUGAGAAUCGGCACGGGACACGCUGCGCAGGAGAGGUGGCAGCUGCAGCCAACAACAGACUCUGUGGAGUCGGCGUUGCGUACAAUGCAAAAAUUGGAGGUGUGAGGAUGCUCGAUGGGCCCAUCACGGACAUCGUGGAGGCUCAGUCCUUGAGUUUCCGCCCCCAACACAUCCACAUCUACAGCGCGAGCUGGGGCCCAGAGGAUGAUGGUAAAACUGUGGAUGGACCUGGGAUCCUGGCCCUGGAAGCUUUCUACAAGGGGAUAGUGAAUGGGCGCGGCGGCCUGGGGUCUCUCUUCGUCUGGGCCUCUGGCAAUGGCGGCAUCCACUCCGACAACUGUAACUGCGACGGGUACACCAACAGCAUCUACACCCUGUCGGUGGGCAGCGCGACCCAGAGUGGCCGGGUGCCCUGGUACAGCGAGGCCUGCGCCUCCACCCUCACCACCACCUACAGCAGCGGCAUCAAGAGCGAGAAGCAGAUCGUGACAACUGACCUGCGGCACCGCUGCACCGACAAGCACACGGGCACCUCGGCCUCUGCCCCCCUGGCUGCCGGGAUGAUCGCGCUCGCUCUGGAGGCCAACCCAGCACUGACCUGGCGUGACAUGCAGCAUCUCGUGGUGAGAGCCUCCAAGCCAGCCCACCUGCAGGCAGAAGACUGGGUCCUGAACGGAGUCGGACGCAAAGUAAGCCACCAUUACGGCUAUGGACUCCUGGAUGCUGGCGAUCUGGUGGACCUGGCCAAGAAGUGGACUACGACCAGGCCCCAGAGGAAGUGUUCCAUCAAGGUUGUCUACGUGCCCCUGGAGAUAGGCUCAAAACUCACUGUCAGCAAAGAAGUCUCCACCUGCAUUGGGAGGACCAGGCAUAUCCGCUCCCUGGAGCACGUCCAGGUCCGCAUCUCUCUAAGCUACAGCAGGAGAGGGGAUCUGGCCAUCUCUCUGACCAGCCCAAUGGGAACCAAGUCCACCCUGGUGGCCAUCAGGCCAUACGACACCAGCAACCAGGGCUACAGGGAUUGGUCCUUCAUGUCCACACACUUCUGGGAUGAGGAUCCACGGGGCACCUGGACGCUCUUCCUAGAGAACAAGGGUGAUGCUUACAACACAGGGUUCCUCACCAGCUUCGUCCUGCAGCUCUACGGAACGGACGAGGACAUGACGGCCAGGAAGAUAGCAGCCUCCGUUGUGAGCGAGUGUGUUAGGCGGGAUUCCAAGGGAGUGUGCGAGGAAUGCAGCAGCGCCUUCUAUGCGUUCCAGCACCUCUGCCUGUCCUACUGCCCUCCCCGCUAUUACAACCGAUCCAGGAGGUCCCCCAGCCUGGAGAGGAGCCCACACCCUGCCCAGGUCUGUGCCACCUGCCACCCGUCCUGCUACACCUGCCGGGGGGACACCGCCAACAACUGCACCGCCUGCCCCCCCUUCUGCACCUUCCACGAGCUCUCCCACUCCUGCUCCCCGCCGGCGUACCCCUCCGUCUUUCCCAGCAAGCCUGCAGCGGCGCAGCACCGGCAGCACCUCAUCUUCAUCGUCCUGGCGAUCCUGCUGGGUGGGGGCCUUCUCCUCAUGGGUGUCCUCUGCAUCACCUGCCAUGGGGUGUCCCUCGCCGCCUCCUGGAGGCAGCGGAGGGGGCUCUCCGCUCUGCCCACAGCUGCUGGCCUGGAAGGGGGAAAUCAGCCUGGGACCCCGAGACAGGCUGGGUGCUUAAAUGAGCUCGGGCAGCUGCAGGCUCUGGGGCCACCAGUGGAGGGCAGCGCUGGCCACGUAGCCCAGACCCUGCCUGCAGGCCAUGCUGCUUCCAGACUUAGAACCUGAGACCACCCCCUCCCUGUGAAAUAAAUCAGCUAUUGUCAGUCACAGCUGGCCCCUCCUCUCUUGCUGGCUACCAUGACCACUGCAUUGGAUGCCCUCCCAUCCCAGAGCCUCAGGGGUCGGAGAGUCAGGUGGGGGGCUCCGUGCUCCUCUGCGCCUGUCCCCGGCUGUGGCUCCUGGGGGCUACUGCAUGUCGGCGGAGGGCCGCAGCAUUGCUAAGCGUGUGGCGUGUCGCCUUCCCCGCCCACAAGGGAGGGAGAGUGAAAAGUGAGGAGUUGGGAGAGGAUUUUCCACCCAGUCACCUGUCCCUCUUCCCGCCAGAGGAGGGUGUUUGACCCCUCACAGGCUGUGAGCUGAGGCAGCUUUGCAGGUGGGAGUGGGAGAAUGUUAAGCUGGUAGCUGGACUGCUUGGCACACAGACAGCCCCGGGGAUCUCGCUAGGUAACAAAGGACCAAGCCUUGAUCUCUGCAGCCCAGAGCAUCAGAGGCCUUUAGGAACCCGCUGCCCAUUGAAAGCAAUCGCAGCCUGGUGCCUCAGGCCGUUCUGUGAGGCUCUGCGCCUGCACUCCUGCAACCAGCUCCCGCCAUCGCUUUGUGCUGCGAAAUCCCUCACUGGCAGCGAUCCCCCUUCCGGUAACAGACGCGGCGGGGCCUGAAGAGGUAGAAACAAUAUUUUAUUUUGUUCGGAGGUUUUUGCCCAGGUAGGUUCUGCCAGGAACCAGCUGAGCAGAGCGGUGGCUGCCGUCACUACACGUAAUGGCCUUUUGGCGCAGGACACGGCCGACCGGACCCUCAGCUUGGAUUUCAAGGGGGUUCCUGCAGCUGCGGCGCUGGGCCCAGGCCUGCACAGUGGUCGUACAA